Podarcis raffonei (Aeolian wall lizard) is the source of this 3756-nucleotide messenger RNA. RefSeq names its product Krueppel-like factor 2. The record is from RefSeq and is a predicted model, not a curated record. Bases 166 to 1419 code for a protein of 417 amino acids. The transcript is spliced from 3 exons. Gene Ontology annotation, biological process: regulation of transcription by RNA polymerase II. Lineage: Eukaryota; Metazoa; Chordata; Lepidosauria; Squamata; Lacertidae. Gene Ontology annotation, molecular function: DNA-binding transcription factor activity, RNA polymerase II-specific; RNA polymerase II cis-regulatory region sequence-specific DNA binding.
AUCAGAGCGCACGGGAGCUCAGCUGUUUUACUACUGGAACGCAAGGAAACUUUUUUUCUUUUUUUUUGGCGCUUGCAGAAGUUCAGCGCUCGUUCAGUGCCUGGAGGGGAGCUGCCGGACUCGGGGCAGUUUCCUAGCUCUUUCCCGCUCAAGCCACCGUGCAAGAUGAGCGCAGCCGUGGAGGAAGCUGUCUUGCCGUCUAUCUCCACCUUUGCCGGAUUGGUGCCGCUGGAAGACCGGCAGCCCGACAUAGUACAGCAGCAGCAGCAGAGGAUCCCCACCCACGUGGAGGGCGCCGCGACCAUCAAGAGGGAAGCGGACGAGUUAGGGAACUUCGUCGACCUGGAGUUCAUCCUGGCGCACACCACGAACGGGCAGCCCACGGGGGUGGCGGCGCCCCCGCACCCCAACCCCAACUACCCGUUGCCCGAGACUCCCGAGAGCUGCGGCACCACCUACGACAGCGACAGCUCCAACUACCAGCAGCCCUCCAACAAGUUCGCCGCGUCCUACAUGCCCAGCCCCGGCCACAGCUACAUGGCCGAGCUCUUCACGCAGGACAUGCAACAGCACUCGGCAGCGGGGCCGGGCCCUUGCGAGCUGCAGCGGCGGGAAUACACGGAGCUGCGCGCCCCUGGCUUGGCCCACGCUCCCCCAGGCUUAGCUCGGGGCCUAUCCAUGGAGCACCUGCGCGUCAAGCAGGAGCCGAUGGACGUGCAGCCGUGCAUGAUGAGCGGCAGCCCCGAUUGCCUGGGGCCUGCUCCUCUGGACCACAAGCCCCUCCUGAUGCAGGCCAUGAUGCAGCAGCACCAGCAGCCGCCCCUCCCGCAGCACGCGCCCUCCGGCUUCCCCAGCGAGCAGAUGAGCCCCGCGGCCCAGUGCCAGGUGGCCGGCGACAUGCACGCGCAGAUGGGAGCCCCCCAGCACUACCCCCGGGGGGCCCACCUCUUCCCGCCCAACUUCGCCGGGCAGAUGCAGCCCCAGUUCCGUGGACACUUCAGCGUCUUCCGGGAGUCCUUGAACGCGCACGCCCAGGGCCUGCACGGGCUGCUGGUAACGCCGCCCAACUCGCCCGUCUUGGAUUACUAUGCCCCGAUGGGGCCCCCGGAGGAGUGUAAGCCGAAGAGGGGCCGCAGGUCCUGGGCGCGCAAGCGCACGGCCACCCACAACUGCGAGUUCGCCGGCUGCGGCAAGACCUACACGAAGAGCUCGCAUCUCAAGGCGCACAUGCGGACCCACACGGGUGAGAAGCCUUAUCACUGUAACUGGGAAGGCUGCGGCUGGAAAUUUGCACGGUCAGAUGAACUAACACGCCAUUACCGCAAACACACUGGUGUCCGGCCCUUCCAGUGCCACCUCUGUGACCGUGCCUUCUCCCGAUCAGAUCACCUGGCCCUGCACAUGAAGAGGCAUGUGUGAAGCAUGGCCUGCUCCCUGGGGCACCUGGGUGGGAUGUGGUAGGGAUGAAGAAGAGGGGGAUGGGACAGGACAACGGGGCAGGGACGCAAAGAGACUCUGAACUCUAUUUAUGAAGGGAUGGAAUAUUUUCUUAUUGGAAGAGGUAAAUUAUGUAUAUAUUAGUAAAACAUUUUAAUAUUUAAAGAGGAAACCCAGUUGGUUCAUCCAUGGCAAUAUGGAAAACGUUUGUGUAUUUAAGAGUGAAUAGUUACACAGAUCUAACUGCAGCAGAGUAUAUGAAAAAUUGCACUGGAAAUAUUUGUGUGUGGGCACUAUAAUUGUGGCAGCAUAUCUCUGCCAUUCCCAUUCCAAAUCUUCAGUGUGCACACAGCUAUAGUUCAAAGACUAUGUCAAUUGCCUCAAGCGAGUUUAACUUUUUAAUGUUUUGCUCUGUACAAUGGUCUUUAUUUUUUAUCUUGUAAUGUAAAAUGCUUGCUCUUGUCGAACUACCUUUUUGUAGUAGGUAUCCUUGAGGAAAAGAGGGACAAAUUUAAACUUGCUGGCUCCUUUUGUUCAAAGGGAUGGUGCCAAAAGGGACAGAUCCAAAAAGGUUGGCUUGAACUAAGUUACCCCAGUGAAUUAAAACAUCUGCAUCUCAUACUAAAAAUUUUUAAUCAAAGAUAGAUGGGGGGGUGUUACCUCAUGUUUUGCCAAUGUAUAUAAUGACCAGGGAAGGGACUAGGGGGAAGUCAACUUUUUUCUUUUUUCUAAGAUGGUCACUUCUGGAACAGGCUGUAAAACCAAAAUAUAAACCCUGAACAAAAGGCAAAACUUACUCUGGAAGAUCGCAUGAGCUGAAGGGUUUCAAGGACCAAUGUAGUGCAAGACAAUCCUGUUGAUACUUAACUCAGAAGCAAGUCCCAUUUGAGUUUAAUGGGACUAACAGCACAAUCCAUGCAUUCAAAAAAAGCACCAUUGAGUUUAGCAAGUGUUCUAAGGUGGCCAAGCUGAAAAUGAGGACAAGACUCCGGCACCUUUAAUUAGUUGUAUAGUUGUAUAGUUUAAUAGUUGUAAGUUGUCACGCAGGCUUACAUCUUCUACACAACUUUUAUUAAGCAGAGGAAUCCUGUCUUUUUUUCCAGCCGUUAACCCCAAAGUAUGCCUAGAGUUGCAUUGUUAAUUCCCCCUCCCCCUUGUCCUGCUCAGGGAUGGUGCUAAAGCAUUGCCAAAAAUGCCUUAACAUUCAAAUACACUUUUUUCCUGCAAAAUUGAGAUAUCGCAUAUUUAUAGGUGAAACCUUGAAAAAGUUGCCGUAUAAAUGUGUACUACUUCGGUGCUGUCAACCAGCUAAAUUUAUUGUGGAUGCGAUCUUUGCUUUCAAGGGCACACUGAAAGCAGUGGGAGCCACUUUUAAAUAAGUUUAUAUAGAAUUGUGCUUUGGCUGGCUAACUGUACAAUCCUAUACGUUUACUGAAAAAUAAAUCCCACUUUUUUUCAGCAGGGCUUACUCGCAGAUAAGUGUGCAUAGUACUGUAACCAAACUGUCUUAGCUUUUAACUGACAAGAAGAUGUCCAUACAUCUGCUUAGUUGCAAUACCUCUAAGUGCUUUGUGAGAAUGUAACAUGAUUUUCAACCUCUUGUCUUCGUAAAUGGGAAAGAAAGCCAUCUUUGCUUGCUUCUUAAACAAAUGUGUAAGGCAAGGAAUGCUCCAAGACUCUUGUAGAUUUAUGAAUUUAACUAGCGACAUUUUUGUAAAAGUACAACUGAAAACUAUGGUUCUGUUCUUGCAAUCAUUUGUCCUGAACUGCCCAUUCCUUUGCUCAAAGCAAAGAUGCUGUUUGGAUCAUGAAAGCAAUCUGUUCUACAAGGCUAAUGAUUUGGUUGAUUAACUGAUAACCUUUUAAAAUCUGUUUUGGUGUCUCCUUCCAAAGGAUGAUCAUGAAGCCAGGUACUGCUGCAGCUGCAAUCCCUCUCCUACAACUGCCAUGGCAGCUUUUUUACUUUUCAUUUUUUUGUAAAGGGCAUUUUUGUCCAUUUCUGCUAUACUUGAAACUUUCUUUCCAAAGAGAAAAGGACCCUCUCAAUAUGUAGCUCCUGCAAACAAGUUGUAAUUCUUUUUUAAAAUGCUGUAAAUGUAUUGUUAUUGUUUUUUGUUGUUGUUUUUUUAUAGGCUAGGUAAAUGACCUCAGCCCUGGUAUGUGCACUGCACCUGUCUGUAUUAUAUUGUUAAUAUUGUGUGUGUGUUUGGCUUGGGCCCAUCGAGCAAUCUACCGUGCAAAAUGUUAGUUUUCUCUAUAUGCAUACCUUUUAAAGAUUGUUGAUCUGAUGCAGACAAAUAAUAAAAAAUCUGAACUAAA